AUGCGUGAGCUCGCCGUGGUGGAUGAAGAGCAACGCUACGGUCACUCCCGAGUCACUGGAAACAUGUGUAGCCGCCCCAACGAUUGCAAUAGGUCUGGAGGGGCCUUGCCAGUCGGCGAUUUCGAUUCUGUUGUGGUCGGUUCACAUGUCAAUCCCGUAAUGGACGCGCAGGGCGAGGUGGAUCCAGGGUCACGCUCUCCCGAGUGUAACUUGAUGCAACAGGGCUGGAAUGCGCCAAAACAUCAGAAUGGGCCCAUUUAUUGGAGGGCCAGUGUAGUAAAGCUCCGAAAAAAUUCUUGA
Molecule: messenger RNA, 300 nt
Organism: Coprinopsis cinerea okayama7#130
Lineage: Eukaryota; Fungi; Basidiomycota; Agaricomycetes; Agaricales; Psathyrellaceae
Exons: 4
Coding region: 1-300 (99 amino acids)
Source: RefSeq, a predicted model, not a curated record